Molecule: messenger RNA, 2098 nt
Organism: Striga asiatica
Lineage: Eukaryota; Viridiplantae; Streptophyta; Magnoliopsida; Lamiales; Orobanchaceae
Source: the annotation of a GenBank genome assembly
AUGUGCCGGGGAAAAGCUAGAACGACGGCCUGUGUUAGCAAAGCCAAUCGCUACGCUUCCUCUAUGAAUUCUGCCACACGUAAUCGUGAAGCAAAACUCGUGAUUCGAGGAUUUUUCAUCGAUUUUUGGGUGGAACGUUUUGGUCGAGAAGAGGUACAGGAUUUAUGUCCCCGUGUGUCGAGAUUGGUGAAUCAAGUUAAUGUGGAGUUGAGGUUGGCGAGAUUUUUGUCCGCCGACUUGAAUGCUGGAACUUCAUCACUCUACAGCUGGGCAGUUACGAGUGCAGCCAUCUUUGUGAUGGUGGCUCUCCUUCUUUCUAUGUACCUUAUCUUCGAGCAUUUAGCUGCGUACAAUCAGCCAGAGGAGCAGAAAUUUUUAAUUGGACUCAUUCUUAUGGUGCCUGUUUAUGCAGUGGAAUCGAUGAUUGUAGCACAAGAUGUUCUACAAGUUGACAGAUGGAACACUCUUUGUGGACUAGACUGUGCUUGGUUUGUAUCUUUAUUGAAUUCUGAUGCUGCAUUCAACUGCGGAAUUAUAAGAGAUUGUUAUGAAGCGUUUGCAUUGUAUUGCUUUGAAAGAUAUCUCAUAGCCUGCUUAGGUGGAGAGGAUAACACCAUUGAGUUCAUGGAAAAACAGACAUUGGCCACCUCCAGCGUACCUCUUUUAGAUGAGACUUAUGCUUAUGGAGUUGUCGAACAUCCAUUUCCCUUGAAUUGUUUUUUAAGGGAUUGGAAUCUUGGAUCCGACUUCUAUCAGGCCGUGAAAAUUGGCAUCGUCCAAUAUAUGAUAUUGAAAAUGAUAUGUGCCUUCCUAGCGAUGCUCUUUGAGUUUUUAGGUGUUUAUGGGGAUGGCAAGUUUGAAUGGAAUUACGCCUAUCCAUAUCUUGCAGUGGUUCUGAAUUUCAGCCAGACUUGGGCCUUAUAUUGCCUAGUGCAGUUCUAUUCCGUUACCAAGCAUAAGCUUGCGCCAAUUAAACCUUUGGCCAAAUUUCUGACAUUUAAGUCCAUUGUAUUCCUGACAUGGUGGCAAGGUGUUGCUGUUGCCUUUCUUUUCUCUUUUGGAGCCUUAAAAGGAUCAUUGGCACUCGCUCUUAAAACACGCAUUCAAGACUAUAUCAUCUGUAUUGAGCAAAGCUUUGAUGUUGUGAUUCAGAUGGGUAUUGCUGCUGUUGUACAUCUAUUUGUAUUCCCAGCGGCUCCUUACAAACGUGGGGAGAGAUGUGUGAGAAAUGUUGCUGUGAUGUCAGAUUAUGCAUCUUUAGGGACCCCACCAGAUCCUGACGAGGUUCAAGAUUCCGAAAGAUUCACUAGGAUUCGAUUUUCCCGCCAUGAGGAGAGAGAUCAACGCCCGAGGCUCCACCAAAGCGUUCGUGAUGUUGUCUUAGGAAGUGGCGAAAUUAUUGUGGAUGACAUGAAGUUCACGGUCUCGCACGUGGUAGAACCUGUCGAAAGAGGGCUAGCGAAAAUCAACAGAACUUUCCAUCAGAUAUCUGAAAAUGUGAAGAAGUUUGAGGAGAGAAAGAAGAAAUCAAAGGAUGACAGCCAUUUGGUCCCUUUAAAUUCGAGGACCAAAGAAUUUUCGGAGGUGCAUGACGAGCUCAUUGAAGGGAGUGCCAGUGACAGUGGUUUAUAUGACGCGAAGAGAACUCAUCAUAAAGUUAAAGGGUCCUCUUCCCAGUUGAAAUACAGAUAACAGUUUUCAUCAGCUAACCUUGCUAUCUAUAUAUAUGUAGUUUUUGCAGGAAGAUAUAUAUACAGUAUCUGCAAGUACAAAAAUCAAGGGUUCUAACUGUAGGCAUCGGUUUUAGAAUGUCCGUAACUCUGGAGAUACUUCUGAAAGUUAUAUUCUCUGAGUAUAUAGCGGAAGAGGUUUUGGAUUGCACAUAAUACAGAUUGUGCAGAAAUCAGAGAUUUUCUUUAGAAUUUUGGCAAACUUUUACAUUGUAAAACAUGCAUUAUUUUCAUGGGUGAGAACUGAGAAGUGCUCUUUAGGUGGUCUUGUGCAGUUACUUGGCUUCUUUUCUAUUUGCAGAUUCAAGAAAUUGCAAUAGUUUCAACCAUCACGAGCUAGAAAAAGUACGAAAAUGUUAAAAUCUAUA